AUGGCACAUCAAGGUGUUUUACAUGAAUAUACCAGAUCGAAAGUAGCGUUUGAGUUCGCUUCAUUAGGCCACGAAAAAGUGGUCGUAUUCAUAGGUGGUUUGACCGAUGGGCUGUUGACAGUUCCGUACAUUCCAGUCUUGGCAGAGCGUUUGGGUCAAAUAGGAUGGUCUUUCGUCCAAAUUCAAUUCACCAGUAGUUUUAAAGGUUUUGGGGUCUCGUCUUUAAAUCAGGAUAUCACGGAUAUUCGGGCAUUGGUCGAAUAUCUUCGCAGCGAGCGUGGGGGUGCUCGCAGCAAAAUAGUUAUAUUUGGUCAUUCAACGGGUUCCCAAGAUGUUAUGCACUACUUGCUGAACUGCGGGGAUACUGUCGAUGCUGGUAUUAUGCAGGCACCCGUGUCGGACAGGGAAGCGUUUGGAAGCUUUAUGGACCCACAAGUGGCAGACCGUUUGAACGCUAGAGCGAAAUCCCUUGUUUUGAAGGGUCAGGGUUUCGAAAUUUUACCCCGCGAAUAUGCCCAGUACAUGAUGGAAACGCCGAUCUCUGCGUACAGGUGGUGCUCCCUUAUGCUACCUGAAGGUGAUGAUGACUACUUUUCUAGUGAUUUAAAGGCAGACAGAUUGAGCAGUACUUUUGGCAAGAUAAAGAAGCCCUUUCUAGUUGCGUAUGGCGAGAAAGACGAGUUCGCUCCCGAGUUCGUAGACAAGUCAAGGUUGAUUGAAUCAUGGAGGGAACAUAGCGAUACCAAAUUCUGGUCGCAGAACUCCGGGAUUGUCAAAGGUGCGAGCCAUCGCGUCGAUCUUGACGCUUCAAGGGAGCAUCUGCUGGAAAUGGUAACUGCGUUUUUGAAAGAGUUUGAGUUGUGA
Lachancea mirantina is the source of this 864-nucleotide messenger RNA. The record is from the annotation of a GenBank genome assembly. NCBI's taxonomy places the organism in Eukaryota, Fungi, Ascomycota, Saccharomycetes, Saccharomycetales, Saccharomycetaceae.